Molecule: messenger RNA, 939 nt
Organism: Linum tenue
Lineage: Eukaryota; Viridiplantae; Streptophyta; Magnoliopsida; Malpighiales; Linaceae
Source: the annotation of a GenBank genome assembly
AUGGCGAUGCUGCUCCUCUCUUUGCCUUUCCUGUGCUCCCUCCACCUGCUGCAUAGUACAGCGCAGCAAACUCCCCGCGACCUUGACGCCCUCCUCCAAGACUAUGCCUUGAGAGCAUUUGUCCGUCCAAAGACCGGCCUCACUUACGACGGCCUGCUUCCUUCCAACUUGUCCGGGAUUCAGAUUGCGGCCAUGCGCCUCAGGAGCGGCAGCUUGCGGGCCCGCGGCGUUGCCUCCUACAAAGAGUUUCAGAUACCUCAGGGAGUCAUCGUGCAGCCCUACGUGGAGCGCCUCGUCUUGGUCUACCACAAUUUGGGCAACUGGUCGCUUGCCUACUACCCUCUCCCUGGCUACAACUACCUCGCUCCCCUCCUGGGUCUCCUUGCCUACGAUGCUUCCAAUCUGUCCGCCACAAAUCUGCCGGAGCUGGAUUUCAGAGCAUCUGGCAAUCCUAUAACCAUCAGGUUCCCGGACGUCAAGCCUGCGCCUCCGGGGUCCGUACCAAAGUGCGUUUGGUUUGAUUUGAAUGGAUCCCCGAGUUUCAGCAAUGUGGUGGCCGGCGGGGAUGUGUGCUCCACCGCCCAGCAGGGACAUUUCUCUAUAGCUGUUGAGUCAGUUGCUCCAUCACCGGCGCCCGGAAUCUCACCUUCUCCAACUGGGGUGCCCUUACCUCGCCGCCAAGGGAAGAAGGGGAGUAACUCCAGCACCAAGGUUUUGAUUAUUGUAGCUUCUGUCCUGGGAGGGUGGCUGCUACUGUCACUUCUGGUGUUCCUGGUGUUGUGGCUGCGCAAGCUGAAGCGAAGGAAGAGGAUGCAGCAAAUGGAGAGAGCUGCUGAGGCUGGGGAAACCCUGCGAGUUACGCCUGUUGGGCAAGCCAAAGCUCCAGUAGCAAUGGUGACCAGGACGCAGCCCAGCUUGGAGAGUGAAUAUGUGCCAUAA